AUGCCGAGCCUCAUCAAUUCGCCGGGAAAGGCUACGCGAGAGCUGGGAGAGAAGCACCGAGACAAGGGGACCGUCAUCGCGGAUGGGACUCAGCUCGUGACGAGGCUCGAACUGGACGAUGAUGCUGAGGCGAAAUGCAAAGACUUCUGGAAUGUCAACGUGCCGGCCUCAGAGCAGACCAAGGACUGUCCGGAUUUCUUGAAAUAUGCCCUCGAGAAUGAGAAGGAUCGGGAAAUUCUGUCCACGCCAGAUGACCAGUACCGGCGACAGAGGUGGCCAGAAGUCCAGCAGCUGAUUCGAGACAAUCGCCUUGACCUCUUCACGAGGGUGCCGAGCGAGCUGAGACUGUACCGGCAGUACUGCGCAAAGCUCAUCCAAGACUAUGGCAGCAUCAUGAAGUUUGUGGUGCAGGAAAGGUUGCAUUGGGAGCAUAUGGCUUCAUCGUCAGCGCCUUUCAGCGAUCCGAGUAGCCAUACCCUGCAGCAACCUUGAGCGCACCGGAUUGUUGCUGACGAGGGCCACAGGUGAGUACAAAAUCCUAUACAACGACUGGCCAUACGGGGUCGAUGAGCGCAUCGUCCAUCUCGUAGUCUGGACGAAAUUCGAACUGCCAGCAGAUCCACGAUCGGAGCUUGGCGACAUGUCUCCCGAGACCAGACAGCUCGUGAACGACUGGGUGAAUGAGACAUUCACCAGCAAAUGCGGCCAGGAGAACGUGAUCUGGUUCAAGAAUUGGGCUGGCCUGAAGAGCAUCCAUGCCGUGGAGCACUUCCAUGUGAUGCUCUUCAAUCCGGACAUGGACUUUGUGAGGGAGAUCACGAAUGACGACGUGCCACUGUUCCUCAAGGUGAAGCGCGCGAAAGUGGUUCCCAGAUGA
Molecule: messenger RNA, 877 nt
Organism: Lecanosticta acicola
Lineage: Eukaryota; Fungi; Ascomycota; Dothideomycetes; Mycosphaerellales; Mycosphaerellaceae
Source: the annotation of a GenBank genome assembly